CGAAGACAAAGUUCAACUAAGUAUUGAAAUUUGUAUAUCUAACCUUCGACGAAGUCAAAUGUAGAGUUACACGAUUGUUUCAUAGCUCGUUUUGUGUUGUGUAUUUCAUGGAGUCAGUUAAUUUUAAGCCGCUAUACGGAACAGAAACACGAACUAAAGCGGUAGAAUGCAUUUUAGAGCCACUGUUCACAAAAGUGAAGUGUUUUGCGAGGAGAGGUCACAUGAAAGGUUCUUACCGUCUUAAGUCAAAACCACAGGAGGAUAUUUUGUCUAGUGUCAAAGAGGUUAUUCAAUUGCUUAGUGACGAUUUCAGUGUUGUCGAGAGUGUUCCGUCAUUAUCGUCAGAUUUUUUAACCGCUAAAACAGAUGUUAUUGAUACUGGGCAGUAUUUUUAUUCUUCAGUUUCCAGUUUUUUGUCUGACCCUGCAAAUGAAUCCCAUCAGAGUGGUGUUUGUCGAUCUAUCAAUGCCCUUUUGGCUGCUUUGAGCAGACUACUUAUACUAGCUGAUAUAGCAGACUCAUUGGUUCUUAACCAGCAGUUCGAGGCCGUCCUCAGUGGUAUUACGGAAUUCCAGUCAGUCUCUUCACACGCGGAACUGAGUCGUUUAUGGAAUACCUUUUACCCUCAUGUAUUACAACUUAUCAGCUUGUCAAAGAAACGUGCAUCUGAUCUAAUUGAUCUUGAAGACCGUAGAAAAAUUGAGUCUGCCAACUACGUGCUUAAAAAUAAUACGCCUUUAUUACAUACAUCUUGUAAGGUGUGUUUACGCUAUCCUGAUAAUCUCAUUCCAAGAGAUUCAAGAACUUUUGUUUCGAAUUCUCUUUCGGAUGCAGUAGAGUUAAUUCAAUCAGUCUUUAAUGGAAUUUCCAAAUCCAAUGGUAUCCGGUUACGAACUUCUGGAAAACUUUUAGAAGCUUUAGAUGAGUUUGAAGUAAUACAUUAUGUGAAUAGUCUAUUUACUAAUCCGGAUCGAAAAUCUACUGUACACAUACAAGAGCAUAUUCAGUUUUCGUUAAAGGGACUAUUAUCAUCAGUUUAUAAGUUGGUGGAUUCAUCGAAAUUAAAUUCAAAACGACGUUCUGCUAUUGAUGAGUAUUGUACUCAGCUUAAAAAUAUUACAUCUGAAUUAAUAUCAGAAUAUUCUAAGAAAACAGUUGACGUUAGAGCAACAGAGAAAAUUGUACAGAAAUUAUUAAAAAUUAUCAAUUCAUUGAAACAGCUACUUAUUCGUUGUGCUAUUGAUUCAACAUCAAAUGCUUUUAUGGCUAAAGAAACUUGUUUAAUGGCAUUGAAUGAUGCAACAAAAUUUGGAUGUGAUCAACGCAUUGAUUCAGCUUGUCAAUUAUUUCAGAAACGUUCUGUAUCUAUGAUAUCAUCUGCUUAUCAGUUAUGUUCAUUGAGCACAGAUGAAGAAUGUUGCAGCAAAAUCCAAUUAGCUUGUCAACAAAUUGAACAACUUGUUCCACAGUUAAUUAAUAUAGCUUAUUUACUAUUUAAAUAUCCAUCUUCUAAGUCUGUUGAAUUAAAUUAUGAAGCAUUUCGUAAGGUAUAUGAAGAAUCGGUCAAUUUACUGUAUUCAUGUGUUAAUGAGUUAGUUGGUAUGCAUGAUUUCCUAGCUGUAUCCGAUGAUUUAAUGUUGUCGGAAUAUCAAAAAUCUAUUCGUGCCUUAUCGGAUAAAGAUGAAUUAAGCGUUCAACAAACAUCAACAUCAAUGCAACAACGUUCAGCUUAUAUUUGUGAAGUAAUAUUAAAUAAAAUGAUUGCACGAACUGAGAACAAUGAGUAUGUUGAUCAGGUGAUGGAAAAAGUUACAUUAAUACGGGAUCAAUAUACUCCAGAUUUUGUGAAUAUCGCACGUAAUACACUUAGUCGUUUAGCUGCUGGCCAGUCAGUCGAUGAAAAAGCCUAUCGCUAUUCAGGUCAUGCUUUAUGCAGUGGUGUACAUGAUCUACGAUUAACUGUUUUAAAUGAAUGUGAUCUAUCAUUUGAUAAUGAUAUUGAGUCAUUAAAUUUACAAGACAAUCACGGUAAUGUUGAUAAUCUUCAACCAUCGUCGUCUUCUCUACCUCAUCUGCCUUCACCUCCUCUCCCUCAUAAUAAUUAUUAUCAUCAUCAUCGUGAUCAACAUUCCAAUGACAAUGAACAAAUAGAAGUUUCAGUCAGUUCAAUGAAAGAUAAACAGAAAUCAAUAAGAGAAAUGGACAGAGUCAAUUCAAUGUUAGAAAAUAAUUCCACUUCUAAUUAUAACAACAAAUCUCUUUCAUUUAAACAAUCCACUGGAGAUAUUCAUGCAUCACAAGAAAACCAAUUAUCUGAAAGAAAUGAAGUUUUCUCUGUAUUGACAAGUCCACAACGUGAAACAAUGGCUGAAGAGUUAGCUGGAUUUCUAGCGGAAAAAAAACGUUUUAUGCGUGAAAUAGUUAAAUGGGAUGAUUCUGCUAAUGAUAUUAUUGUAUUAGCUAAGAAAAUGUGUGUAAUUAUGAUGGAAAUGACAGAUUUUAUACGUGGUAAAGGUCCAUUACAAUCUACAUUGGAUGUUAUCGAAGCAGCUCAAGAAAUAUCGGAACAUGGUAAACGUCUAAAUAGUCUAUGCCGACAUAUUGCAGAUAUGUGUCCAGAUUCAGCUAGUCGACGAGAUUUAUCCGCCUAUUUACAACGAGUUACAUUCUAUUGUCACCAACUAAGUAUUACUAGUCGAGUGAAAGCUGGUGUUCACAUGCUCAGUGAUGAAAUUUUUGAAAGUGCAACUUCCCUAAUACAAGCUGCUAAAAAUCUAAUGACAUCAGUUGUUUUAACAGUGAAAGAAAGUUAUAUAGCAUCAACUAAAUAUCGUAAUAGUUCUAAUCAACGUUGUAUAGUUCAAUGGCAAAUGCGUACACCAGAAAAAAAGUCAUUAGUAUCAGAUUAUUUAAAAAAUUCUUCAAUAUAUAAUCGUGAUUAUUUAUUUGACGAGUUGAAUUCACAUCAUCCAGAUGCAUUGAAUGAAUUAUCACAAUUUAAACAUCCACCUAAUUCUUAAUGAACAUGUUUAUUGUUGAAAAUAAUUUUAUACUACUUAUAACUAUGAAUACUACUAAUUAAAUUAUGAUCUCAAUUGAAAUGCUUUUAUAUUUUAAUGAAAAAAUUCAAUUAAUCACAAUUCAAUAACACUGAUCUGAUCAUCUAUUGUAUAUAUCUGUAUUGAAUUCAUAUUGUUUUUUUUUAUAAAUUUUCCUUUACCUUUUUAUACAUAAGUCAACAGUUUCCUUUUUUUUUCUCUCAUCUAAUAAUGUUAGAAAUCUACCUCUUUCUCUAUACUUAAUAUUAGUUUUAAAUACAUCAUUGUACUCUAUCGAAAUGCUCAAUUACACAUUUAUUCAUGUGUGUGUAUAUCAUACAUAUAUAGGCUUGAUUUCAGUGCUUCAUGCCCUAUAAACACAUUUCCCAUAUACAACUCAAUACAUUCCUUUAUCUCAGGUUAUAUUUUAUAUAUAUAGCCUUUUUCUUAUUGUUAAUUAUGCCAUAUUGGCUAACACCAUCUACUGGCACUAAUUAUGCUGGUAUUAUUUAAAUGCUACUAAUAUUAGAUUGUUUUCAUUUUGGUUAGAGUAGAUAUUUUCAUUAUUAAUCUUAUUACUUUGUACGAUUCUCAUUCAUAAAUUGUUGUGUUGUACACUGAUUUUUUGUAAAUAAUCUUAGUGAUUACCUUACCUUUAUAAUGUGUGUAUGGUGUUUGAUUGUUUAUUGUUGUCGGCAGCAGUGUUUCCUAUAUUUGUGUGCAAGUUCUGCGUUUAUCCAUUCCUUUUUUAUAUUACUUGUUAAAAUAAACAAUUGUUUACUCAUUUUUUAAAAUUCAAAUCUUUAUGUUGUUAUUCAGUGUAAAAGGUGACUGCUCAUGGUGUACGGUUAUUCUGGAACGAAUGCGUCUCUAUGUUGCCAA
Molecule: messenger RNA, 3920 nt
Organism: Schistosoma bovis
Lineage: Eukaryota; Metazoa; Platyhelminthes; Trematoda; Strigeidida; Schistosomatidae
Source: the annotation of a GenBank genome assembly